AUGACACUGGCAAGAAGCGCCUAUUACCUGACUCAUAAAUUCACGUACGAUCGCAAAGUACAUUUUACAGCCUUGAAGAUGGAUGCUGUUCACCUCUUUCAACUGCUAAUAGUAGUGAUUCAUGCUAUUAGUAGCAGUCUUACUGUUUCUAAAUCUACCAGCCUCCCGCUUGUUAUUAAUACUUGGCCCUUCAAAAAAGCUACAGAAAAAGCCUGGAGUGUGAUUAAUAAUGGAGGAUCUAACCUGGAUGCAGUUGAAAAAGGCUGUUCUGUAUGUGAAAUUCAGCGUGUGUGCAGUGACAGUGUUGGAUAUGGAGCACAUCCGAAUGAGAAAGGGGAGACAACUCUUGAUGCCAUGAUUAUGGACGGGGUUAGCCACCGAGUUGGUUCUGUUGGGAACCUGAAGCGAGUGAAAGGUGCCAUUUCUGUAGCCAGGGCUGUCAUGGAUUAUACACAACAUACAAUGCUUGUAGGAAAUGAUGCUACAAUGUUUGCCCAGGAAAUGGGUUUUACCAUCACGCCACUGUACACAAAUGAAUCUCUCAAAGAGUGGAAUGAUUGGUUGCACAAUAAAUGCCAACCAAACUACUGGCAGAAUGUCCGCCCAAAUCAUACAGAAAGUUGUGGACCCUACAAACCAAUACAAAGACAUACAGUGCCUUUACCCUCACACCAAAGCAUUUCAAAGGACAACCAUGAUACUAUAGGAAUGUUGGUGAUCGACAAGAAUGGUAACAUUGCUGGUGGAACCAGCACAAAUGGAAUGAACCACAAAAUUCCAGGGAGAGUUGGUGAUUCCCCCAUCAUUGGAUCAGGUGCAUAUGUAGAUAAUGAUAUUGGUGGGGCUGUGGGGACUGGUGAUGGGGAUGUUAUGAUGCGGUUUGUCCCUAGUUUUCAUACUGUUCAGUUGAUGCUAAAUGGUUUGUCACCUGAAAAAGCAGCUCGUAGCGCUCUGAAGCCAAUCAUCAAGAAAUACCCAGACUUCAGUGGUGCCAUUGUUGCAGCUUCCAUUUCAGGAGAAUAUGGUGCUGCCUGUCAUAAUUUUGGAGGAAAAGUUCAGUAUACAUUGCAGACUCCUUCCCUGAAAAAUGCCACCAUAUUCACAGUUAAAUGUUCUAUGAGCAGCAAAUAA
Molecule: messenger RNA, 1131 nt
Organism: Acanthosepion pharaonis
Lineage: Eukaryota; Metazoa; Mollusca; Cephalopoda; Sepiida; Sepiidae
Source: the annotation of a GenBank genome assembly